Messenger RNA from Panicum virgatum (switchgrass), 1269 nucleotides. Its product is annotated as homeobox-leucine zipper protein HOX24-like. The transcript is spliced from 2 exons. NCBI's taxonomy places the organism in Eukaryota, Viridiplantae, Streptophyta, Magnoliopsida, Poales, Poaceae. The coding region runs from base 146 to 880 and encodes 244 amino acids. Gene Ontology annotation, biological process: positive regulation of DNA-templated transcription. The record is from RefSeq and is a predicted model, not a curated record. Gene Ontology annotation, molecular function: sequence-specific DNA binding; DNA-binding transcription factor activity, RNA polymerase II-specific. Gene Ontology annotation, cellular component: nucleus.
CCUAGCCUGCUACAAGUCUACUAGAAGCGGCUUGGUGGAGACUAGAGAGCCAGACAGAUUGGCAAAGCUUCUUCGGCGGGCAGCGACAGCGAGCUGAGACCCCGUGCGCCUCUAGCGGCCGGGCGCGUUCGGCGGCCUCGAGGAGAUGGACCCGCGGGAGUGCCAGUUCGUGGUGGUGCCGCCGCCGCGGCCGCGCCACGGCCAGUACGAGGAGGGCCCGUUCGCGCACCACCAGAUGGUGGUGGCCGGGGACCCCGACCCCGGCGGCGCGGGGCGAGGCGGCGGCGGCGGCGGGGAGAGGAAGCGGCGGUUCACGGAGGAGCAGGUGCGGUCGCUGGAGACGACGUUCCAUGCGCGGCGCGCCAAGCUGGAGCCCCGGGAGAAGGCGGAGCUGGCGCGGGAGCUGGGCCUGCAGCCGCGCCAGGUGGCCAUCUGGUUCCAGAACAAGCGCGCGCGGUGGCGCUCCAAGCAGCUCGAGCACGACUACGCCGCGCUCCGCGCCCAGUACGACGCGCUCCACUCCCGCGUCGACUCGCUCCGGCAGGAGAAGCUAGCGCUCGCCGCCCAGGUGGACGAGCUCAAGGGGAGGCUGAGCGGGCGGCAGGACCAGCCGAGCGGCAGCAGCUGCGAGGUCAGCGGCGGCGCGGAGGCGGCCGACGACGGCAGGAUGAACAGCGCCAGCUGCGUGGCGGAGGACGACGGCGCCGUGACGCCCGCGGUGGCCGCCUCGGAGGAAUCGGCGGCGGCGGCGGCGGCGGCGGCCGAGUACUGCUGCUACGACCACGCCGCGUACGGAGGGGGCCUUCUGCCCGAGCCGUUCUGCACCACCCCGGAGCUGUGGGACACAUGGCCGCUGCUGGAGUGGAACGCGGUCGCAUGAGCAAAGCAACCCCCCGCCACGACGGAGGAGAACGAAUAUAGCAUCCGUGUACUCUACUCGUGUCUCUGUAGUCUGUAAGAUAGCGUGCGCGUGGAUUCAUGUUGCUCUCUAGCUGUAGCUAGCACACUAGCAAGUGAUGAUCAGCUGAUGAUGCGGCGAGAGAGAUCGACGGGGACAGAACAGGUAGAAACUGGGGCGGACAAGAAUUCUGGACGCGGCCGGCCUGGGAGCUUCAUGCGCUCAUGGCAUUGUACACCAGGGAUGGAUCGACGGCUCCUCGGCCGCGUUCUGCAGCUGUUAUUAGGAUUCAUCCGUGUUCGCGAGCGAGAUUCUUCACAAGUUCAGAGCCCGAUCGGAUCGGAUGUCGGACGUGAUCUAUGCAUUGCUGA